AAAUUCCAAUGAAUCAGCAAACCAAUUGACAGCCAUGAAAGGAAAUGUCAUUUGACCAAACAAACAACAAUACCGCUUCGUUUUGUUUGUAGACAAACCAGCACAGGAGCGUGGAAAUAUUCUUUUCAAUCGAUCGAACAUGGAAAUUUCAGCAAUAGAAGAUCUUAAAAUUAUCCCGGAUGUAGUGCAACCGUAUCCAGAUCCGUCCGUAGGUCGGGAAGGUGUCAUCGUUAUAGAUAAUGGGUCGUUCAACUGUCGUGUCGGAUGGAUGUUGAAGGAGAAACCAGCGUUGAUAUUUCGCAACCUGCUGGCCAAACCUCGGAAGGAUCGCACCAAAAAAGACAUCGAGGUAGCGACGGUUCCAGUAACCCAGAUUGGUAACGAUAUAGUGAACAUCGAAGCGAUGCGCUUGCAGCUACGAACCCAGUUUGAUCGUAACGUCGUCACACACUACAAUGUGCAAGAACAAAUUUUCGACUACAUUUUCACAAAGCUCGGCAUCAACUCUGAAAACGGAGUUCCUCACAAGGUGAUGAUAACGGAGUGCUUAUUUAAUCCCAACUACUGUCGCAGUUUAAUGUCGGAGCUCCUCUUCGAAUGCUACGACAUACCGGGCUUGUCGUACGGGGUGGACAGUUUGUUCAGUUACUAUUCAAAUCAACGACCGAAAAAUGGCCUCAUCAUUGCCACCGGUUACCAUACGACGCAUGUUGUACCUGUUAUGAAUGGUCGCAUCGUCGUAGAAAGCAUACGGCGCAUCAACAUUGGAGGAUCGAACAUGAUUGCGUUUCUGCACCGUUGCCUGCAGCUUAAGUACACCUUCCACAUAAACGCCAUCACGUUGAGUCGCUCGGAAGUUUUGCUAAACAAGUACGGUGAAUUUGCAUACGACUACAUGGAAGCGCUACAGAAUUGGGCUUCCCUUGAGUACUAUGAUCAAAAUGUGAAGAAAAUUCAGCUACCGUUUAAUCAGACAACGGCGACCGCAACACUAACUACUGAGCAAAAGUUUGAGAAGAAGAAAGAGCUCUCAAGGCGUUUGGUUGAAAUCAACGCAAGGCGCCGCGAGGAACGUUUGGCGCAGGACGAAGAAUUGCUCAUGCAGCUACAGCAGUUGGAGGAGUCUGCAGAGGAUGGAGAUGACAUUCGCGAAGGUCUGGCAGAACACAGUCUCAAAGAUGUAGGGGAGUUGAAGCGAAUGAUAAGCACAGUCCACUCAAGAGUUGACAAAACUCGCCAAAAAAUAAAUGCCCCUACAGCAACUGGCUCUCAACCGCUACAAGCCGAGCCGGAGAAAUUGUUACAGCCUCCACCGAACAUGAGUGUGGCCGAAUGGGUCGAAGAGACGCGCCGGAAACGGGACGCCAUCAUAGACAAGCGACAAGCACGACGGCAACGAAAGCAGGACCUCGCUAAGCGAAGGACGGCAGCUGCACAGGAGCGUAUGCGCAUCAUUUCACAUUUGGCUCGUAAGGAGAAGGGAAGCGACGAUUUUGGCAUGCGAGACGAAGACUGGGACGUGUACAAACAGAUCAGCCGCGAUGAAGAUAGUGACAAUGAGAACGACAACGAACGUUUGCUGGAGUGCGAAAUUAUUCUCAAACAAUACGAUGCAACGUAUGAGGAUCCGCUACUGACGAUGGCUGGCAAUGCGGCCGAGCUGUACCAGUUGCACGUCGGCGUGGAACGUAUACGUGCGCCGGAAAUUCUUUUCCAACCAAGUAUAAUCGGCAGCUACGAGGCUGGUCUUGCAGAAACGAUCGACUUUGUGCUGAAACUUUUCCCAGUCCACCAACGGAGUUGCUUGGUGGAAAACAUUUUCCUUACUGGAGGGUGCGCGAAGAUCCGUGGUUUGAAGGAACGGCUAGGGAGGGAAAUGAGAGAAAUGUUACCCUUUAAGGCUAGAUUUGAGAUCGAAAUUGCUCGCGAUCCGGUGUUGGACGCUUGGAAUGGAGCAAGCAAGUUUUGCUUAACGGAAACUUUUCGCCAAUCACUAAUCACUCGACCAAUGUACGAAGAGUGUGGUGGAGAGUAUAUAAAGGAACAUGUCAAUGGGAAUGUUUAUUUUCCGACUCCAAAAGUUUCUGAUGAUCAGAUGAUUAGUUAAGGACAAGCCGUAAGAGCAUGAAAAUCGAAAUAAAUAUCGAAUAAAAAAGAUUUGAAUUUUA
Messenger RNA from Anopheles funestus (African malaria mosquito), 2168 nucleotides. RefSeq names its product actin-related protein 5 (gene Arp5). Bases 140 to 2107 code for a protein of 655 amino acids. The record is from RefSeq and is a predicted model, not a curated record. Gene Ontology annotation, biological process: regulation of DNA-templated transcription. The transcript has a single exon. Lineage: Eukaryota; Metazoa; Arthropoda; Insecta; Diptera; Culicidae. Gene Ontology annotation, cellular component: Ino80 complex; cytoplasm.